Molecule: messenger RNA, 765 nt
Organism: Agrilus planipennis (emerald ash borer)
Lineage: Eukaryota; Metazoa; Arthropoda; Insecta; Coleoptera; Buprestidae
Product: extensin-like
Exons: 2
Coding region: 1-765 (254 amino acids)
Biological process (GO): positive regulation of transcription by RNA polymerase II
Cellular component (GO): RNA polymerase II transcription regulator complex
Molecular function (GO): transcription coactivator activity
Source: RefSeq, a predicted model, not a curated record
AUGGGUUUCCCAAGGAUUUUAGUACCGCUUAUUUUGAUUGCAUCGUUUUUGGUGGUAUUCUCGCAGUCAACAGAAAUAACCAUUAAGGAUUAUAGAGUAAAAAGAGACGCGCCAGUCUUCAAAAAAAUUAAAGUGAUUAAAAUUAUAAAGAAAAGUAAAAAGCCCGUCUACGGUCCACCUAAGCCAAAAUACGGACCCCCAAAGCCUUCGUAUGGUCCACCAAAACCUGUUUAUGGUCCUCCAAAACCAGUAUAUGGUCCUCCGAAGCCGGUUUAUGGACCACCACCAUCAUCGUCUUAUGGUCCUCCAUUGACAUCAUACGGUCCUCCUUCUCCAUCGUACGGACCACCUGCUUCUACUUACGACUCCCCGUCAUCAACUUAUGGAGCACCACCACCAGAGCCCAGUUAUGGAGCUCCUGAACCUUCAUCCGGCUAUGGGGCUCCAGAACCUUUGUCGGAUUAUGGAGCACCAGAAACAUCAUCUGAUUAUGGCGCACCUGUACCAAUAAUAACGUACGAAACACCAGCUCCUUCAGCUGGUUAUGGAGCUCCUGCACCGUCGGCUAGUUAUGGAGCUCCUGCGCCCUCUCCUAGUUAUGGAGCUCCUGCCCCUUCUCCUAGUUAUGGAGCUCCUGCACCGUCUCCUAGUUAUGGAGCUCCUGCACCGUCUCCUAGUUAUGGAGCUCCUGCGCCCUCUCCUAGUUAUGGAGCUCCUGCACCGUCNUUAGUACAGAAACACAAAAAUGUUAUCUUUCCAAGAUAA